AUGAGUUGCUACGUCUGCCUGCGCGGGCAUGAUGCCCAGAAGCUGCCCUUUCUUUGCCCGGUGGACGCGAGAAACCACAUAUACAGCGAUCGCGUCAAAAAUUUAGAGCUUCUGACUGAGAAUGAAGGUCUCCGCAGCCAGAUCAAUACCCUAAUAGACGGUGCGGAACCUGUGGAUGCAGGCGCGGCGGCACAGAUUCUGGCCGAUGAUAGCACCCGGCAAAUUCUGCACUCAGCAGACAAGGUUCGACGGGAAAUUCGUGACGCAAAAGAGGAAAUACGGCAGAGGAAGGCCGCCAAUUCAGACCGCCGCUCGCAGCUCGCCGCGGCCUCUCAGGGUGUGUCCGAUCGCCGCCUCAAGGACCAGCGCGACGUGGAAAAGUCGAGGCAAAUGUUCAGCUUUCGCUGGUCACAGAGCGCAGAGGAUAUGGCUGGCACCAGGGCCUUUUUAUGCAGAGAGGCUGUAAAGCUCUAUGGUCUCAAGAGAAUACGAAAGGGGGGCUCUGGUCGUUAUGAAUACGUCCUCGGCAGGCUCCCGAUCGUAGAUCUCAGAGACAUGGAAUCACAAACACCCGAAGCCAUUUCUACUUCGCUUGGCCACAUAUCUCACAUUUUGAUGCUCAUUGCGCAUUAUCUCGCCGCUCGUAUCACCACGAACGCGUCUCGUUUCCGGGCACACCAGGUGCCACCACAGUUCUCCAUGAUACACAAGCGACAUCUUCUGAACACUCACCGACACCGCGGCCACUGCGACAAGAGCUCUUUUGACGAUAUUUGCAAUAUGGGCAAAAAUCUCUACAGCCUUCUGGUUAGCUCGUGUCUUCAAGGGCCACUGCUCACAAGUACAACAAACGAUGACAGUAGGCCGGCCACAAACAAAGACGAGGCUGCCCCGAGCUGGAUAGGCCGCUACUCCCAUGGCACUACGUUUUACGCUCUCGGCGGCUCUGAUGGCACCGAGCUUGUCAGAACUUUUAAACUGCCCAGUCCAAUGAAGCUGGCGGACAAGCUAAAGAAGAAAAUUCUAGGAGAAGCACCCAUACCAGACUGGGAGCUCUUGGAUGACGAUGCUUGGAAAGUAGACGAUACUACAGAAGCUGCUAAUGGCAAAGAGCUGCCUCCAAACAAACCAGAACUACCAAAGGCGGAGUCCAAAGGAUGGAUGAAAGUCAAGAGUAGAUAG
Akanthomyces muscarius is the source of this 1182-nucleotide messenger RNA. RefSeq lists its product as uncharacterized. Bases 1 to 1182 code for a protein of 393 amino acids. NCBI's taxonomy places the organism in Eukaryota, Fungi, Ascomycota, Sordariomycetes, Hypocreales, Cordycipitaceae. Gene Ontology annotation, molecular function: SNARE binding. Gene Ontology annotation, cellular component: endosome; lytic vacuole. The transcript is spliced from 4 exons. Gene Ontology annotation, biological process: SNARE complex assembly. The record is from RefSeq and is a predicted model, not a curated record.